AUGGAGGGCAUGGCUCGGACAAUGUACCCGGGGGAGGUGAGCCCGGGAGGUCGAUCCGGUCGAAGCCACUUCAGCGAUGCAGACAUGUCUCCUGUUGGUCGUCGCGGAGAGAAGCUUCACACGCUUCGCUCCACUGGCGGCUUCUCGACGCGACCCAUGAGUCGGAUUCAGAGUGCGCCACUUCUACACGCGCAGCAGUCGCCCGCCGUGACCACGUGGUAUACGAAUGCUUCACAGUCCACAUUCGGCAGCCCAUCCAAUCGACGCUCGUGGCAGCCAUUGGCAACAUCUUUUCGUGAGUGGGACGAUAUCCGAAACAUGGGAGUUCGCGAUCCCACUGACAAGCGAGACUUCGCCAAUGGAUUGGUGCCGAACUGGAGUAAGGAUAACACCAUGCGCAUGCAGGGCAUGCUGGAACAUGUCUUGUCAUGGACGUACUACCACAUCCAGCGCGAUGAGGAGCACCCCCAGCGCAAAGAGGUCGGCGAGUAUUUGGAUCCGCAGAACGUGCCGGUGGCCCUCCGCUCUGGGGCCGCCCGCUUCAAGUUCUGGUGCGACCUGAAGCCGCCCUUUCAGGUAGUGCAGGUCACACGAGCAGAGGAGGCUCUGGGCAAAUGGCGCGAGGCGGUAGAGAGCGAAGGAGUAAAGCCACACCCCGAUGGAGAGCUCUUCUAUGUAACCUACGAGUGCCCGCUGGCUUACCAUGUCGAGCGCGCCUGGGGUCUGAAGACGAUGGCCGGGACCUUCGACAACAAAGUGCACGGCGUUGCCAGCGUGACCCCGCUCCAGGUUUUUUUUUAA
Molecule: messenger RNA, 801 nt
Organism: Symbiodinium sp. CCMP2456
Lineage: Eukaryota; Dinophyceae; Suessiales; Symbiodiniaceae
Source: the annotation of a GenBank genome assembly